Molecule: messenger RNA, 3305 nt
Organism: Siniperca chuatsi (mandarin fish)
Lineage: Eukaryota; Metazoa; Chordata; Actinopteri; Centrarchiformes; Sinipercidae
Gene: srpra
Product: SRP receptor subunit alpha
Exons: 15
Coding region: 174-2132 (652 amino acids)
Biological process (GO): SRP-dependent cotranslational protein targeting to membrane
Cellular component (GO): endoplasmic reticulum membrane; signal recognition particle receptor complex
Molecular function (GO): ATP hydrolysis activity; signal recognition particle binding; GTP binding
Source: RefSeq, a predicted model, not a curated record
CUGUAUGUUUCGUUUACCGCGCAUGCACGAAAUUCAGAAAAAAAAAUCCCCGGAAGAGAGCGUCACUUCCGGUUUCUGCAUCUGACGUGUCUAAAACAGUUUUACUCUGGUGGUGGCUUUUACUCGUGGGGGAUUUUUAUCUAGUGAAGUAUUAUCUGAUACGUGGUGGCAAGAUGCUAGAUUUCUUCACCAUCUUCAGCAAAGGGGGGAUAGUGUUGUGGUGUUUUCAGGGAGCCGGUGUCACUGAAUCCUUCACUGGGCCUGUCAACGCUUUGAUUCGCUCCGUGAUCCUUCAGGAGCGAAGUGGGAACAACUCAUUUACUCAUGAGGGCCUGAGUCUUAAAUACAAGCUCGACAAUGAGUUUGAGUUGAUUUUUGUGGUGGGUUUUCAAAAGAUCCUGACGCUGACAUAUGUGGACAAGUUCAUAGAUGACGUUCAGCUGCAUUUUAGGGAUCGUUAUAAGAAUGAGCUGGAGCACAAGGCUGCUUUAAGGCUCCUCAACAACAACUUUGAAUUCGAGGAUGACUUCAAGAUGCUUCUUAGAGAGACGGAGGAGAUCAGCAAAACUCGGAGUCCCGCCCCCAUGCGGACAUUUAAGCAGUCCGAGAAAUCCCAAAAAACUGUGAAGUCGAUGAUUGAGACAAAAGGUGGGGACAAAGGCAAGGAACAGGGUGGCAAGAAGAAUAAAAAUACCAAAAAGGAGGCUCCUGCAGCUGAGCCUGUCAAAGCGGAUCAAGGCAAGGCCUCAUCCUCUGGGCAGAAGGUGGUUGAGAAUGGUAACCAGGGCUUGACUCCUGACGAGGUCAUGCAGAAGAAGAGAGAGGAAUUCUUUCGCAAGCGCUUGGUGGUAACUACUGAAAAACCCAGUAAGUCCCCAAAGCCUCAGAAGCCUAGGGAGAAACAAAUGCGUGUUUGGGACAUGGGUGGUAGCAGCGUCAAGGAGCUGGACUACAGCGGGAGGAAUGGAGACGGUUCCCCAAAUGGUGGCGAACAGAACCAGGAAGCACAUCUUGACCCGGGGAUGCAGCUAAGCUCCAUGAAGGGUGACCUGCUGUCUGUGGACUAUGAGUCCAGUGAGGAAGAGGAGAUGGAGAUGGAGGAGGAAGAGGAGAGAGUGGUUAUCAGUGAAACAAGCAAGACACGCACCAAAAAGGGUGGCGGUUUUGGGGGCAUGUUUGGGAUGCUGAAGGGCCUGGUGGGGUCCAAGAGUCUGACCCGGGAUGACAUGGAGUCAGUACUGGAGAAGAUGAGGGACCACCUCAUCGCAAAGAAUGUAGCAGCCGACAUUGCCUUCCAGCUCUGUGACUCUGUAGCCAAAAAACUGGAGGGCAAAGUCAUGGGCACAUUCACCACUGUGGCCUCAACAGUAAAGCAGGCCCUGCAAGACUCACUGGUGCAGAUCCUGCAGCCCAAGCGAAGGGUGGAUAUUCUGAGAGAUGUCAUGGAGGCGCAGAGCCAGCGAAGGCCUUUUGUCAUUACAUUUUGUGGUGUCAAUGGGGUUGGAAAGUCCACCAACCUGGCCAAGAUCUCUUUCUGGCUCAUAGAGAAUGGUUUCACUGUGCUGAUCGCAGCCUGUGACACAUUUCGUGCCGGGGCAGUGGAGCAGCUCCGCACUCAUCAGCGCCGCCUGAACUCUCUGCAUCCGCCAGAGCAGCAUGGAGGACGGCCGGUGGUCCAGCUCUAUGAGAAGGGCUACGGGAAGGAUGCUGCUGGAAUUGCCAUGGAGGCCAUUGCCUAUGCUCGCAACCAGGCCUUUGACGUGGUGCUGGUGGACACUGCUGGGCGUAUGCAGGACAACGCCCCCCUAAUGACAGCCCUGGCCAAACUUAUCGCAGUCAACAUGCCUGACCUAGUGCUGUUUGUUGGGGAGGCUCUGGUGGGCAAUGAGGCAGUUGACCAGCUGGUAAAGUUCAAUCAGGCUCUGGCAGACCACUCCAUGUCUGACAAGCCUCGCCUCAUUGAUGGAAUUGUUCUCACUAAGUUUGACACAAUCGACGACAAGGUUGGUGCUGCCAUCUCCAUGACUUACAUCACAGGCCAGCCUAUUGUGUUUGUAGGCACAGGGCAGACCUACAACGACCUGCGCAGCCUCAAUGCCCGCGCUGUCGUUGGUGCCCUGAUGAAGGCUUAAGUGGCUGCAUGUUCUGCUGUUUAUUCAUCGUCGCAACAAAGCCAACAAUACCUUUGCCACACUGCCGUGAGAUGUUCUAGCCCUGCUAACCUGCAUUUCUCAUCCUCCUGUCCUGUCCUCUCUACUUUGCAUCAAAUGAAGAACUCAUGUCAUGCACAGGACUUUAUUCUCAAAGUAAAGGACAAGUGUGCUCUUUGAAAGACACAACAUUUUGCAACAAAGCCAGAGGGGCCUCCCUUUGCAUACUUUCUAAACCUUUGGGCCUACAUUGAAAAGUACCUCAGAUCAGACUGAGUUUUGAAACAACGUGAAGUCACAUCCAAAUCCAAGACAUUUGAGCUGACUAAAUGGACCUAGGCUGUAAAUGUCAUUCUUUUACUGGUUUACACAGUAAAGACUUAUAAAAAAUUCCCCACCUGUCAGUUUUCCCCUCUUCAUGUAAAUGAGGUCAGGUCGUGAAGGCUUGCUGGAUGUGACAUUUCCGCAGCUGCCUGCUUGAGGAAAGCUUAGUGACCAUAGUGCCUAUCUGUCUCCUGUCUUCUUAGUUAACCCUUUCACUACAUGGGUGUUUAUCCAUCAAGAGUACCAUGGCAGUUCAGGUCAGAAACCACUCCUUCAUGUCUUGAGGAGGAGCAGCCUGAAUCUGUUUACAACAUUUGAUCAUAAAGUGGGCAUGAAUAUCAGCACUCAUGAAGUUAAUAGAGGCUCAGUCAAGGCUGAUUCUUUGAUCUCCUGACCACAACAACUGUGGUACACUAGUUCUGGAUGGAUUGUUCUAUGAAAGUCAUCUCCCAGAGCUCCUCGCCUGCCUAACACACAGUUAACACAUUUACAAAAUGGAGACUUUGAUUCAUAAGUUUAUAGUUGAUGAAAAGUGGAAAGAUAUUUUGUAAGUUAAUUUUUUUAGUUCUUACAGGUUGUCUAUAGAUUUUCAGACUAGACCUUCUCUAUGGUCAGUUGAAGUUCUUUGGCCCUUUUUAUUUAUGUGUUCCCCUCUUGAUUUACUCUUCAGUUGUAAGAGAAACUUUAAGUCUUGAACAUCUCCAGCCCCCUUUAAUUUGUGGUAGUGCAAUAAGAGAGAAUCAAGAGUUAUACAGAAGAUUUGAGCUAAUUUAUGAGAAUGUAAACAUUUCUAAAUAAAGCUGCUAUAUGCUCUGACAGCCUGUAAACUUG